This is a messenger RNA of Sorex fumeus (smoky shrew), 2282 nucleotides long. Its product is annotated as interferon-induced GTP-binding protein Mx1. The transcript has 14 exons. NCBI's taxonomy places the organism in Eukaryota, Metazoa, Chordata, Mammalia, Eulipotyphla, Soricidae. Gene Ontology annotation, cellular component: membrane; cytoplasm; microtubule. The record is from RefSeq and is a predicted model, not a curated record. Gene Ontology annotation, molecular function: GTPase activity; microtubule binding; GTP binding. Gene Ontology annotation, biological process: defense response to virus. Bases 190 to 2190 code for a protein of 666 amino acids.
CACCCGGAGACCCCGAGGGAGGUGUGGGCACUCCUACCCCCUCCCCGGACCCACCCCUGCGGCAGGACUCAGGAAGACCUCAGCUGGAGAGGAAGCUCAGCUUUCCUGUGGAGGCUCCAGAUUCAAGUCCCAGCUCAAAAAAAAGAAAAAUUCUUUGUUAUAGUAGCAAACAAUAGGAUAAGGGGUAAGAUGCCUCAGGCUGAAGAGACAGUCCUGGAGACUUCCAGCUCUGAGUCUGAAACUAAGGAAAGCAGCCCAGAACUCACGGAAGUGGGACCGACCGAGGAGAAGUCAGAGAAGGAACCAAGACUCGAGGACAGCCUGAACAUCCAGUAUGAGGAGAAGGUGCGCCCGUGCAUCGACCUCAUCGACUCCCUGCGGGCGCUGGGCGUGGAGCAGGACCUGGCCCUGCCCGCCAUCGCCGUCAUUGGGGACCAGAGCUCGGGCAAGAGCUCCGUGCUGGAGGCCCUGUCGGGGGUGGCCCUCCCCAGGGGCAGUGGGAUCGUGACGAGAUGUCCUCUGGUGCUGAGGCUCAAGAAGCUGGUAGGGAAAGAUGCAAAGUGGAGAGGGGUCGUCAGCUACCUGGACCACGAGAUCGAGCUCCUGGAUGCUUCCACUGUAGAACGGGAAAUCCGCAGAGCCCAGAACAUCAUCGCCGGGGAAGGUGUGGGCAUCAGUCAGGAGCUGAUCAGUCUCGAGGUCAGCUCCCCCAAUGUCCCAGAUCUCACACUCAUAGACCUGCCUGGCAUCACCAGGGUGGCUGUGGGCGGCCAGCCAGCUGACAUCGGGGACCAGAUCAAGCGUCUCAUUCGAAAGUACAUCUCCAAAGAGCAGACCAUCAACCUGGUGGUGGUCCCCUGCAACGUGGACAUCGCCACCACCGAGGCCCUGAGCAUGGCCCGGGAGGUGGACCCCGAGGGAGACAGGACCAUCGGUAUCUUGACCAAGCCGGACCUGGUGGACAGAGGCACUGAGGACAAGGUGGUGGAUGUGGUACAGAACCUUGUGUACCACCUGAAGAAGGGCUACACGAUUGUCAAGUGCCGGGGCCAGCAGGACAUCCAGGAGCGGCUGGGCCUGGCCAUGGCCCUGGAGAAGGAGAAGCUCUUCUUCCAGGUGCACCCGCAGUUCAGGCGGCUGCUGGAGGAAGGACGGGCCACCAUCCCCUGCCUGGCCGAGAAGCUGACCUCAGAGCUCAUCAUGCACAUCUGUAAAUCGCUACCCAUGCUGGAGAAUCAGAUCAAGGAGCAACACCAGAAGGCCAGUGAUGAGCUGCAGACGUUUGGAACCGAAGUCCCGGAAGAAGAAAAUGAGAAGAUGUUCUUCCUGAUCGGCAAAAUCAACAUGUUCAACCAGGCCAUCCAGGCGCUGGUGCAGGGUGAGGAGGCAGUGAGUCUGUCUGGCACGCGGCUCUUCAACAGGAUCAGGUCCCUGUUCCAACGCUGGAGCUUGCUGAUCGAAGAGAAUUUCAUGAAAAGCCAUAAAGCCAUGCAGAGAGAAAUCUACAGGUUUGAGCAGCAGUACCGUGGCCGGGAGCUGCCAGGCUUCGUCAACUACAAGACCUUCGAGAUCAUCGUGAGGGAGCAGAUCAGCGCUCUGGAGGAGCCGGCUGUGGACAUGCUGCACCGGGUUACAGAUAUCAUCCAACUUGCCUUUGCGGAUGUUGCCAAAACGAAUUUUGAGGAAUUUUUCUGCCUCUUCAAAACCAGCAAGGCCAAGAUCGAGGACAUCAAGCAGGAGCUCCUGGAGGAGGCCGAGAGGAUGAUCCGGCUGCACUUCCAGAUGGAGCGCAUGGUGCACUGCCACGACAGCACGUACCGUGCCACCCUGCAGAAGGUGCGUGAGGAGGAGGCGGAGGCGGAGAGGAAGAAGAAAGGGGACAGGCCCCAGCUCUCACCCCCGUCCCAGCCCUUGGGCUCCAUGGAAGAGAUUACCCAGCACCUGCAGGCCUACCAUGAGGAGACGAGCCGGCGCCUGUCCACGCACGUCCCGCUGCUGGUGCGGUUCUUCAUGCUGCACACCCUGGCGCAGCGGCUGCAGGAGGCCAUGCUGCUGCUGCUGCAGGACAGGGAGGGCGUGGGGAAGCUGCUGCAGGAGCGCGGGGACACGAGCGCCAAGCGCAGGUUCCUCAAGGAGCGGCUGUCGCGGCUCUCGCAGGCGCGGCGCCGCCUGGCCCAGUUCCCCGGCUAGAGCGUCCAGGGUCGGGCCUCAGUGUUGGGACGGCCCAAGGGACAGACAGAAAAGCCUGGCCCCCGCCCCUGGCCCCGCCUACGACAAGCCCU